Messenger RNA from Myripristis murdjan (pinecone soldierfish), 4427 nucleotides. RefSeq names its product ras-specific guanine nucleotide-releasing factor RalGPS1. Gene Ontology annotation, molecular function: guanyl-nucleotide exchange factor activity. Gene Ontology annotation, biological process: Ras protein signal transduction. NCBI's taxonomy places the organism in Eukaryota, Metazoa, Chordata, Actinopteri, Holocentriformes, Holocentridae. The record is from RefSeq and is a predicted model, not a curated record. The coding region runs from base 406 to 2148 and encodes 580 amino acids. The transcript is spliced from 20 exons. Gene Ontology annotation, cellular component: plasma membrane.
AUAAGUGCACCUACCUGACACUUCCUGCUGUUGGUAUUUAUAUAUAUAUUUCCCCCCCUUUUCGAAUAGCAAUUUUACACAUCACUGCCAUGUUUGUAUGAUUUCGUCAAAUGUAUCGCGUACGGUCUGUGGACCCUGCGGUUCAAGCGUUGCGACCUUGGCUUCAUGUUCGCCUGAAAGGAGGAACCCGUCGGCGGCAGCGAAGCACCGCUCGGAUAUAUAGGAGCACAGUGAUUGAACUAUUUUAUGUGGACCUGUAUUGUCUUUUUUGUUGAUACGGUAGCAGCGGCGGCGGCGGCGAGGGACCCUGAUUUGUGGAGCAGCAUGGGUGAGAGGUUAUGUGUGCCAUCCAGCUAAGGGCCUCUGUCGCCCCGACCUGUGCAUCCCACCUGUCCCUCAGUGAGCAUGUAUCGCAGGAACGGGCUCUCAGAUGGCACCAGCAUCAACUCGGUCACCUCAGAGGCCAGCAGUAGCUCUGACUCCUUAGAUGGGCCUGGUGUGGACUACGCCAAAAGCUACGAUGCAGUCGUCUUUGAUGUGCUGAAGGUGACACCAGAGGAGUUUGCCAGCCAAAUCACCCUGAUGGAUGCCCCAGUAUUCAAAGCGAUACAACCAGAGGAGCUGGCAAGCUGUGGAUGGAACAGGAAGGAGAAACACACGCUGGCUCCCAAUGUGGUGGCAUUCACACGCCGGUUCAACCAGGUAAGCUUUUGGCUCGUGAGAGAAAUUUUGACUGCCCAGACUCUGAAAAUCCGAGCGGAAAUCCUGAGCCAUUUUGUCAAAAUAGCAAAGAAACUCCUGGAGCUGAACAACCUCCACUCUUUGGUGUCUGUGGUAUCGGCCCUGCAGAGCGCUCCCAUAUUCAGACUGAGCAAAACCUGGGCGUUGAUCAGCCGGAAAGACAAGGCCACAUUUGAGAAGCUCAACUACUUGACAUCGAAGGAGGAGAACUACACUCGCAUGAGAGAAUACAUCCGUUCCCUCAAGAUGGUGCCCUGUAUUCCCUACCUCGGGAUCUACCUGUUGGACAUGAUCUACAUAGACUCAGCCUACCCUGCAUCAGAUAGCAUCCUGGAGACCGAGCAGCGGACCAACCAGAUGAAUAAUCUUCUGAGGGUUAUCUCUGACCUGCAGAUGUCAUGUAAAUACGAUCACCUGGUGACCCUCCCACACGUCCAGAAGUACCUGAUGUCAGUUCGCUACAUUGAGGAGCUGCAGAAGUUUGUAGAGGAUGACAAUUUCAAAUUAUCUCUCAAGAUUGAACCUGGCAGCAGUUCUCCUCGCAUUGCCUCUUCUAAGGAAGACCUAGCAGGUCUAUCCGAGGUGUCUGCCUCUGUGAGGUACAAUCGACGGCCUACUUGCCCUGAUGCCUCUGUAGGGGUUCAUGUUCCCACCCCGCCGCCCUCUCACCACAGGAAGAGCCAUAGUCUGGGAAACAAUAUGAUGUGUCAGUAUGGCAUGUCGGAGAGUAAGAGUGCCACAUUUCCCAUAGAGAAAGCCAGACACCUGCUGGACGACAGCUUCCUCGAGUCUCAGAGUCCAGCUAGGAAUGACCCACACAGUACAUCACUGUCCAAUGGCUUAUCUUUAGGCAGCAGUGAAAGCUCAUUUGGGGAGGAGCUAUCACCUGGGAUGGAAAGAGGCCGCAUGUAUGCAACACUGGGCCCCAACUGGAGGGUCCCGCUACGCAAUUCCCCUCGGAGCCGCAGCUAUGUUUACAGCCCCUCUGGUGCCAACUCUUGCUAUGGAUGCAGUGAGGUGGGCAGUGUUAUCAUCGAGGGGCCUCUUCGAAGGAAGACCCUGCUGAAGGAGGGCCGAAAGCCCAAGUUGUCAUCGUGGACGAGAUUUUGGAUCACUCUCUCCGGAUCAACACUGACGUUCUACGGGGCAAAAGCACUGAGGGCCUCUGAGAGGAAGCAUUACAAAUCCACACCUUGUAAAAAGGUAUGUGUGACGGGAUGGAUGGUGGUCCUUCCAGAUGACCCAGCCAGACCCAACAUUUUCCAACUAAAUGACCCAGACAAAGGCAAUGUUUACAAGUUCCAGACUGGAUCCAGGUUUUCAGCAAUCAUCUGGCAUAAAAACCUGGAAGAGGCUUGUAGAAGCAAUAGACCUCAGAUACCAGCAAACCUCAUGUCAUUUGAGUGAGAGAAGACCUUAACCAAUGGGAAAUUAUUGUGCCAAACCUAUUGACUCGAUUUGGGAGUCCAGUGAACUUUGGACUAAAUGAUGGAACACGUGGAUUUUCAUGGUAUCUGCCGAAACGUUAGUGAAGAAGCAUCUGAUGUCUGAUACUUCACACUGUAUAGGAAGCUCUUUCAUACUGGAUGUGCUCCUGCAUAUACUGACACACCUGCUAGCUUCUUAGCAAGGACUAACUGUGAUGCCAAUGCCGGAGAAAUCUAGUCAACGGAGGAUAGUGGUGAGAUUGACAUGUUCCUUUUUUCUUUGUCUAAGCUUUUUCAUUCAUCGUCAUUUGUUAUGCUGCUAUAAACAUGUGAGCAAGCACAUUGGUUUUUUGGCCCAUGUUGGGUUUCUGCUUGCGUGGAAAAAAUGCUUAAAUGCACAAAUAUGACAGUAUUUGUUAAAUGAGGUAUCAUACAACCAAAGGUCAGCACUGCAGCAAAAGGACAAGACAAAAUAAAUUUCACCCUCUUGAGCCCCGGGACACAAAGAAGGAAUGAGUUCUUUUUCUGAGAGAUGUGCCAGAGGUACAGAAAAAAUGACCUAUUGAAUUGUCUUUUAAAAGGCUACAUUUUAUUGUUUAUAUAUAUUUUAAAAAAAUUAAGCACAGCCCUAAAAUCGGUUCUCCUCAUACCCAUGCCACCUCAGUGGGUAGUCCUAUUAUAAAUGGUGUUUGCUGGCGUACAAACAUUAAAAUAAAAAAUUUUGCUUUGCAAUGUUUACAAAUGGCAAAUGCUUAUUCUCUAUGGUACAACUAAACACCAUGAAAACAGCUGAUUUUUACAAAAAAAAAUGGCAAACAAGAUGAAAAUUGCAGUCCCUUGUGAAAAAGACAGCGACUCCAUCUCCCUCAGCACCAGUUUGCCUGUAGGCUGCAGAGCUGGUCAGGUUCAUUUAAAUCCAUUUCCAGUUAAGUAGCUAGCUUUCAUCAGUUCAUGUGAAGUGCAUUUAUUUAUUUGUACAAGCUCAGUUUUAGACAAUUGGCCAACAAAGGGAAAGUGUGCGAUGUUUAAUGCUCUUUUUGAUUCACUCCCCAUUCGGAGGAUGAAGCUCAUCAGAGAGUGUGAUGGUGGAAAUCCCACCCUAAAAGUUUGUUUAAUUUGAAAUAUCAAUUUAAGGAACACAGGAUUAAAGGAGGGACUUCAUCAGUGUUGGUGCUGCUGUGACUACAUGACUUGCUUUAAAAGCACAAUCUAAUUUUAAAUUUCAGACUUGUUUCUGAGAAAUAUGGUAAAAAUCAUCAAAAUGAAAAUGAAGCUCGUAAUUCACGUGAAAUAAUUGAAGCCAUAUUUCUAAUGUAUUCCCUGUUGUGAAGUAUGACAAUUGCCAUUUAUGAUGUGAAAAUCAUAACUAGAAAUAUUGAUGAGUUUUGAAAGAAUUAUCUGUCAAGAGUGAGAUUUAGCAUCUGUUUUCAUUUGAGUUGAAUAAAUUCUUUUUAUUGUUUUGUUUUGUAAAAAAAAAAGAAAAAAUGUGUUUCUGCCGCUCACCAAAGGGUGUAUGACUGAGCCAAUGUUUUGUUUAGUACUUUGUAUUGUAUUAUUGUUUAAAAUGAAGGACUGACCUUUCUCAUAAAUCUUGAUAAAAGAUUGUGCAUUGCAUCACUUGGGUUGAAUCACUUUUUCAAAUUUAAAUGGAAAAAGCAUUUUGCUUUCACAUGAUUUUUUCCGUGGUAGCUGCAUAUCAUCCAGCGUUCAUGACAUUUUUGUUUCUGUGCAUUUUAAAUUUUCCAUAAAAAGGUGAAAGUUUAAGAAAGUUGUACCUACAGUCUUAAAGAAUACCUAAAACACACACCCGAAUAUGUAUGAAGUCUGACCUCUAGUGGUGAGAAGUAGAGUCUGUUGGAUGGUGACAUCACCUGCCACCAAACACCAGACACUCUACUUCUCACCACUAGGGGUCAGGCUUCAUACAGAUUUGGAUUUUGGGUUCAGUUAAUCUUUAAAGACUUGAAUUAUUUUGCUUGGAUUGCCGGCAAACAAGCUCUUGAUCUCUAGUUCUCCGUUUUAUGACAAGUAUGUGUGGAUGAUGUAGUUUUCACUAACUUGUUGUGUCUUUAAUUUGCCCAUCUAAUUUAUUAGCAUUUGUCUUCAACCAAUGAUUAUGGAGUGAUAUGGGAGUGAUCAAAAAGAAGAGGGAAUGUGAUGGCAAACAGACUUUGACUACUUUGAUCUCAAUUGUCCACUUAGAACUCAUGGAAGUGGACAGUAGUUAUCAAUCAAAUGGAUUAAAAAAUGCACUGCAAA